This is a messenger RNA of Colletotrichum scovillei, 597 nucleotides long. RefSeq lists its product as uncharacterized. The record is from RefSeq and is a predicted model, not a curated record. The coding region runs from base 1 to 597 and encodes 198 amino acids. NCBI's taxonomy places the organism in Eukaryota, Fungi, Ascomycota, Sordariomycetes, Glomerellales, Glomerellaceae. The transcript has 3 exons.
AUGCGCGCCAGCGUUCUUUAUUUGAUGUCAUCAGCCACGAUGGUUGUUGCUGCUGUUGUUCCCGCGGAUGUACCCAAGGGCUACGGACUGUACAUUCCCGAAUGGGAGUUUCAGACUCCAGAUGGAGAGAACAUCACCAUCAAGGGUACAAUCCAAGAGGUCUAUGCUACCCUCGGUAGUCUUAACCCUCAGAUGGCCCAGAUGAAUGGCUUCGAUCUUGAAGCAAUUCCGAAUGUUGCGCGUAGUGACGUGGAGAAGCGCGCCACGUUUCCCAGGGUCGAUUGCCAGACCUUGGAGGAGGGUCACACCGACAUGUAUGAGACGACCAUGGAAUAUCUCAGGAAGGUCCCAGGGAAACCGAAGAACUCUGCUGGCCCAAGAGAAUGUGGCCGCGUCAGCUGUGCUUGGAAGAGCGCGACUUGGUGGUGCAAUGAUGCUCUUGAGGAGAAGGAGCUUAGUUCAUUCGGUGAGAUUGCCGACGGUGUACAAAAGAUUUAUCACGAAUGCACCGACGUCGAUAAGCACUACUGGUGGUCCUCUGGUGAAGCUUACACCGACGAUGAUUGGAGUGUCCAAUUUGGGUACGCACCAUGCUAA